AGACUCUACUUGCAGGAGCUAUGGGUUGGGAUCAGUUGUAGUUUUAGAACAGGCAGCCCUGUUAAUCUGUGCAAGCAUAUCAGGCAAAAUCCGAAGAAACAAGGCAAGACAAAAACACAUGUGACAUGUGAAAUCCACUUGGCCAGACAUGUGGAAUCAAACUUCCAGCCUCUGGCUCCACAACCAUAGAUCUAAACCACAGUUAUCUUCAGACCAAUUUAUAGCUUGGAAAUAUUUCUCUUUCCCUUAAUCCAUUCCCUUUUUUCUUGGUCCAGUCCAUCUGUUUAAAAAGCCUUCUUCGCUGCGCCUUGUUUUCUCCUCCUCCUUGCAUUUUUUUUCACAUGCUGAAGAUCUCCCGCUGACAGAUUUACAGGAAGACUAACACCCAUUCUCUGAAAGCGGGAAAAGUUAAGUUUGUGGGAUGAGAUAUGGCUGCUGCUGCUGCUGCUUCCCUCCAGGGUCUCUGUGAGGAAGCCACUUGCUCGAUCUGCCUGGAGUAUUUCAAGGAUCCCGUCACCAUUGAAUGUGGGCACAACUUCUGCCGAGCCUGCCUGACCCGGUGCUGGGAGGGGUCAGGGGACCAAGAGCUCACCUGCCCUCAAUGCCGAGAAAAAGUCCUGAGGAGUCUCGUCUCCAAUCGGCAGCUGGGAAACAUUGUGGAAUUGACGAAGGAGCUCCAUCUUGAAGCGGGAAAGAGAACUGAGGGAAAGGGGGGAGCCUGUGGGAAGCACCGGGAGCCCCUGAAGCUCUUCUGCAAGGAUGAUGAAGCCCCCAUCUGUAUGGUGUGUAAAUGGUCGAAGGAGCACCAAGAUCACCAGGUGGUUCCUCUGGAGGAAGUUGUCCAGGACUACAAGGAUCUCAUCUCCAGCCGCCUGAAGAUUCUGGAGAAAGAGAGAGCCAACAUUUUAACAUAUAAAGCAAAAACAGAAGAAGAAAGCCUAGACCUACUUAAACAGACAGAGGCAGAGAUGAAAAAGACAAAGGAACGAUUCAGAGAACUGAGCUCCUUUUUGAAUGAACAAGAGGAGCUUCUUCUGGCCCGACUGGAAGAGGUGGAGAAGAAGAUUGAAAGGCAAAGAGAGGAGCACCUGGCCAGGCUCUCCGAGGAGCUCUCCUCUCUUGGAGGUCUCAUCCAGGAGAUGGAGGAGAAGCGUCAGCAGCCCCCAGGUGAACUCCUGCAGGAUGUCAGAAACCUCUUGCAAAGGCAUGAGAACAAGGAGUCCUUUCAGAAUCCUGUGGCUUUCCCUCCUGAACUGAAGUGGGAGAUCUGGGAUGUCCGUGAGAGGAAUCAGUUUCUAGCUGAGAUGAUGAAGCAGUUCAGAGAUUCUUUGUUACCUGGAUCCCAACUACAGAAAGCUGCAAAUGUCACCCUGGACCCAAAGACAGCACAUCCCUGGCUCUUUUUGUCUGAAGAUCACAAAAGUGUGAGAUACGGAGAUAGAGAGCAAAGUUUGCCUGACAAUCCUGAGAGAUUCAACAGUAAACUUUUUGUCUUGGGAUAUGGGGGAUUCUUUGCAGGCAGACAUUACUGGGAAGUCACUGUGGGUAGAGGGGGAAAUUGGGCUGUGGGGGUGGCCAGGAAGUCCGUACAAAGGAAAGCCCCUCUUGAAUGUAAAAUUGAAGAAGGGAUCUGGGCUUUCAGGAGCUGGGCAGGUGGCUACAGGGUCUCUGACCUUUCUGUUGAAACUUCUCUUCCUUUGAGUGACAAACUGAGGAGGAUCCGGGUGUCCGUGAACUAUGAAGGGGGGCAGGUGUCAUUUCAUGAUGCUGACACGGGAUCCCAUCUCUACACCUUCUCUGGAGCCUCUUUCUCUGGGGAGACCCUCUUCCCCUUCUUUCGUGUGGGUGGAAGAGGCCCCCUCACAAUCUCCCCUUAAGACAUUCAAGCUGAUCUCGGAGGGAAACUGAAGGACUGCUUGGGUCAAGAGCAUCUCCUUCCUCUUUUUCUAAAUCUCCCCCCAAGAGAUGCUCGUGGCCACCUUCCUCCUCAGAAUACAAACUGAAUCAAUAUUUGUGUGGUAUUUCAAUCACACAAAUAUGUUGCGUGUUUUAUCAUGAGCAUGGGAUGAUGUGGGUGUGAAUGGGGUUGCAUUGACCAGGAACAACAGAAUGCUAUUCCAGUGGAUGGAGAAGCAUCCCUUAAAUAGGGAUAUUUGCUCAAGUUGUCUGAGGGAAAGUUAUAAUGUUGUCUUCUACUAUGCCUAAUAUACCAUUGUCUAUUCGUCUCUUUUGCUCCUGGAGAGUAUAAAGGUUUGAUUUUGUCUAAUUCUUGCAAAAUGGUGACUCCUUCAUACAAUUUUGAUUUCUUAUAUAAAUGAUAAGGGGUUGAUUUGACUUUAGUUUCCCAGGAGAAAGGAAGGAGAAAACCGACAUCAAAGGGAUCCAUGAAAUCCCAGGCUGGCACCCCUGGUGGCUCAUUCUUGAUGAUAUGUCAAUCUGGCCCAGGGACAGUGGAAGGAAGGGAGCUGGCGGCAAUAGGCUGGGGAGACCAUAUUGGUACCUUUGGAUCCCCAGCUCCCACUCCUGUUCCUGAAUCCACACCCAAAAUAUCCUUGAUGCCCAAAGAACAAAGAGGCCAGAGCAGGUUAAAGGAGAGCUCUCUGAAGAGAGAGAGGUUAGGAGAAGGCAGAAGGAGGGCGAGGAAAGAGUUAGAAUGGACAACGACAACUCCCAUUCAGAAGAAGGCUAGGAGAGAGGACUUGAGUUACACCUCAGCAGAACCACCAGGCCCUGGAAAGAAGGAUCUGAAGGAUCGAAUGUCAGCAUUAAGCUGUCAUAAUGGAAUUGUUUAUUAAUUUUUGAGCUAUUUGUCUCACUUAAUGUUCUUUGAACAGAGCCUGUUUGUGUAACGUGUCUUGUUAUUUUGCAACCAAACCACCUCUGACGCUACCAGAUGUAACUUCUCUUGGCUUUA
Messenger RNA from Pogona vitticeps (central bearded dragon), 2914 nucleotides. Lineage: Eukaryota; Metazoa; Chordata; Lepidosauria; Squamata; Agamidae. The record is from RefSeq and is a predicted model, not a curated record.